This is a messenger RNA of Exserohilum turcica Et28A, 2775 nucleotides long. RefSeq lists its product as uncharacterized. Gene Ontology annotation, molecular function: guanyl-nucleotide exchange factor activity. Gene Ontology annotation, biological process: Ras protein signal transduction; positive regulation of GTPase activity. NCBI's taxonomy places the organism in Eukaryota, Fungi, Ascomycota, Dothideomycetes, Pleosporales, Pleosporaceae. Bases 1 to 2775 code for a protein of 924 amino acids. The record is from RefSeq and is a predicted model, not a curated record. The transcript has 5 exons. Gene Ontology annotation, cellular component: plasma membrane.
AUGCCUGCCACCGGAGGAGGAAGGGCGCCCCAUGCCCCGUCCGCCAAAAUGCCCCCGCCGCGCAGAGAGAGCAGUGCCGCCGUGCCAGCCCAGCGCCAGCGGCCGGGCAUCAAGACGCGCGCCUACUCGGCUCCCAGCGUGCCCAAGAACGACAGCGACGCGCCCGCUCACGUCGCCCGCACAGACGACGACAACGAAGGCGAGGAGAUCGCCGACGAUGCCUUUUUCCAGCGAUACCACUUUCCCCAGCCCAUGCCUGUAGCCCACGAGGAAGACGCUCCCAGCAGCCCCGAGUCGUCUUCAGACACCGAGGGCCCGCUGUCGCCCACGCACGUCAAGGAUCGCCACCACGCGCGCGACAGCAUCUCGGCCCAGUCCACGGGUUCUACCAAUAGCGAUUCGGCGUCGGCCAUGCAAGACCUGAACAUUGCCGUCAUUGGCGUGCGGGGUUCGGGCAAAUCUACCUUUACACGACGCGCCCUCGGCCUGCCAGACACGGCCUCGACGGGCAAUUGCUCGCGCAGAAUGAACAUUGACGGCAACACAUAUCUAGUCCGCUUCCUCGAAAUGUCCUUUACCGACGUCCAUGUCGGCGAGCGCAGCAUCAUCAAAUGGCCCGAAACAGUCCACGACUUUGCAACACCGCGCAUGCAUGCCGCCGUCACGCUCUACGAUGUCACCAACAAGGACAGCCUGGCUAGUGUCCCAGACUUGCUUAACACGUUCCACAUGGCACAACUGCCCUUUAUACUCGUCGCCUGCAAAUGCGAUCAACACCCCGCCCAUGGCGAGGUCGAUCCGUCCGUGGUGGAGCAGAAAGCAAAGUCCUUCAUUGGCGACGUGAGCGUGUUUCAGACGUCCGAAUCCUCGCCGGAGGCGCACCGAGCAUGCCUGUCGGUCAUCACCCGAGCUGCGAUAGCGGCCAUGCGACCUCGCUCACAAGCCUCCAUGGCUCGGCGUCGGGCCAACUCUUCUGCAGUUCAGUCCAUAACCCAAAAGGACCUCUGGGGCCGCAAACACGAGCGUGCUAGUUCGGAAAUCUCCCUGAGAUUUCAACGCAGGCCUAGCGAGGCCAAGGGCCACCGUUAUAAGCCCAGCGACGUCAACAAAACCUUUUUCAACGCCGACGAGUCGCCCGGCUACGACUCGCAGGAUUCCGAUGAUCAGGACUCGGAUGCCGGGCAAAGCAUCAUGUCAGUGAAGCCCUCGGACGAAAAUGGAUACACCUUUGAGCAGCUCGUCGACCGCCUCCUCGCCCAGCCAAUGUCGAAAAAUGACACCAAGUUUGUCUCCGUCUUCCUGGCCCUGUACCGGAGGUUCGCCACACCGGGCCAGCUCCUCGAGGCCAUUAUCAAGCGCUUCGAGGCCUUGAACAAGGACAAGGACCCGCCCAUGAUUCGCAUCAUCGCACAGCUCCGCUAUCUCGCCAUUCUGCAACGCUGGGUCGCCUACUACCCCGGCGACUUUGCCUACCCCACCACGCGCCGCUUGGUCCGAAGGGUUGCCACGUCGCUGGCCUCGAAUCGUGAGUUUUCUGUCGCUGCAACCGAAAUCAUCCGCGAUCUGGAAAUGGUCACCGAAGACGACGACACCGACUGGGCCUGCAGCGACCGCCAACGCACCCAGAACGAGAAUGUGCCCACCUUCCACCACAACGUGCUCGACGAGGAUUCCGACGAAGACGAGUUUUCAAGAGCCCUGGGCCACAUGUCCAUGGAGGACUCUGCGCGAAACUCGAUUGCCCGCAGCAGUCUCACUGGCGGCGCACCCUCUACCAACGGCUCCAUGGGCUCGUCGACGACGCUGCUCACACAGGUCGAAAACAAUGAGCGCCUUGCCCGACAACUGGAGCCAAACCCAGUCAAACCUCUGUCCAAGACGCAUUGGCACCAGCUCAUGAGCGAAUCCGAGGAAGCCAUUGCCAAGGAGCUGACACGGAUUGACUGGAUCAUGUUCUCGUCGGUCCGACCGCGCGAUCUUGUCCGUCAUGUCAGCCUCAACAGCGACGAGAAGAAGCGGUGCAAAAAUCUCGAAAACGUGACGCGCAUGACGGAGCAUUUCAACCACGUCGCCUAUCUCGUCACCAACUACAUUCUCCUGCGUGACAAGCCCAAGCACAGGGCGCUCAUGAUGGAGAAGUGGAUGAAGGUUGCGCGGCAGCUUCGCAAGUUGAACAACUACAACAUGCUGGGCGCCGUCAUGGCGGGCAUCAAAGGCACGGCGGUCAUCCGGUUACACGCAACCAAGGACCUGGUCCCUCAAGCCACGACGCAAGACUUUUGGAAACUGGACAUUUUGAUGAGCCAAACCAAAUCACACGCCGCAUACCGCCUGGCCUGGGAGAACAGUUCAGGGGAGCGGAUUCCUUACAUACCCCUGCACCGCCGCGAUCUCGUAUCAGCCUCGGAAGGCAAUUCGACGUUUAUUGGCGAUAAGAAGAAGACUGAUUCGGCCUUGGCGCCACACCCAGGCGUUAGCGUUUUCGAGAGCGCCGCUGGCAAGCGCGAUAGUCGGGAGCCACUACCGGGUGGCGUUGUUGGCAAGGAGCGCAUCAACUGGCGCAAGUUUGAGAUUAUGGGCGAGGUGAUUGUGGGCGUCCAACGCGCACAGGGCACGCCUUAUCCCAGUUGGCCAAAGUGCGAGGAGAUUCGGGCGCUGAUUCUCGACGUUAAGAUUAACAAGGACGAUGAGGACCUCUGGGAGCGCAGCGCCCAUCUCGAAGCCCAAGGUGCCAAUGAAAAGGGCAGGAUAGCGCGAUGGUUCCGAGAGCGUUAG